AUGGAGGGCAUCUCACAUCUUGCACAGCAAGACGGCAAUCCAACAGGUUCUGUAAUGCAGCCUAAGAGGCGAAGGGUUGAAGAUGGAGCGUCUAGUGAUGGAGAAGUACGAGGAGAGAUAAAGCGCAAGUAUGGUAUUGGCGCGCAGUUGAUGGCCAAGAUGGGAUAUAAGGAGGGCAGCGGUCUAGGGAAAGAAGGUACGGGACGCACGACGCCGAUAUUGGUAGAGCAGCGGCCGCAGGGCAUGGGGCUUGGAGCCAACGUCUCCAUUUCCUCUGACUCAGAGCAGAGUGAGGUGGAGCUUGUGACUCGCGAGGCAGUGAAGUUUGAAUCGAAAGGUGUGGAGACUGACACAAGCAGAAUAGCAGACAAGAUAGCAAAGCUGGAGAUCGCAGGAGUGCAAGUCCCCGCAGAAGUGAUGAGUUUGCGUUCUGGGACAAAGACGCUGGGUUACCAACGGGCUGCAGCGAUGGAAAGGGUGCUCUCGGAACUGCUGCAGGUGGGUGAGCAACUUGCGACCCUACAACUACGCGAAGAUCAGCUGCAGCAAGGGCUAGAUGCGGCCAUUCAGAGUAGUGACUCUGUUGAACAAGUUCUCAACGCGCUGCAACAGCCGACUGCGCUGCCGGAGCGGGUAGCGGCCAUAUUGGCCUUGGAGGACCCAGAAACGGUCGACAUACUAUGCGCGAGCAGCAUACGGGAGUACUUCACUGAGUGCAAGGACUGGGAUCCUCUGGAUCCCCUAGAUCCUUCCUACCUUAUCCUUUUGGAACUGGUGGACGUUCUCUCCUACGUGAUGGACAGUAGCACUUCGACUCUGAACCAAACGCAAACGGUCAUAUACAACAUCGUUUGGGAGAGGCUGCACGGGUUCUGGACAAAUAUAGACAUGCAGAAAGGCCAUGUCUUGGCGGGGAUCCUAUUAGACUACAAGAGUAUCCUGGACUUUGUCCACUGCAGCGACUACAUCUAUGGAAAUUACGUCUCUGCGCAACUCGCACACAUUCUGGAGCGCUGGGACGUUUCUGAGCUCCUCGUGGACCAUUCCGCCAUCACAGACCUGGUGCUGAUACUGCCACCACAUAUAUCAGACGAAAUCCGGCAGCUAGUCCAGGCUAAGUUCACCGAAUAUUGUUCCGCAUGGUAUCACAGGGACAGCCCCAUACCGGUGCCGAACCUUGUCUUUAUUCGUCAACUUCUAGGAGAAGGCACAGUCGAAGAUAUCAGCAGAAGAUGCUUGCUUCCAAACUUCAUCGAUCAGCUGUGGGAGAAGUAUUUCGAUCCGACGUUUGAACUGGAAGACCCCGCCUGCAAUGAUGGCAGCCUCUACUUUGUGGCCAGGCUGCGUGAAUGCGAGGACCUGCUGCCCAGCAAGGAAUACCGGAUGAUCUUGCGUGCUGUGUUUGACAGACUGAAUCGACUGCUCUACCAGUGGCAUCUCUACUGCCCUCAGCGGGCGGCUGAAGCGCGGAGCUGGUUCAACUGGUACAUAAACAGCGGGUUCCACGCCCCGACAAACACACAGGUGCAGGAGAUCAAACGCACGUUGCGGUUCCUAGCUGAGCCCGGCACGCCGAUCCAUGACGAGCAGCUGGACCUCGUCGCCGCUCUGGGCCUGGCGCCAGAGAACAAGGAAACGCUGCAGAACCUCCCGCUCGCGCGCGUCAGCGUCACGUUCAAGGACGUGGUGACGGACUACUGCGAGGCGCACGGCCUGCUGCUCGAAAAGACGGGCGACGUCGCCACCCUCCGCGUCUACCAGCAUGCACGUACUGUCCCGGUCUUCACCGUCACACACGUACACCGCCGCCGGCGUGUAGCUCUGUGCGAGGACGUGCUUUGGGUUCAGGAAGGGAUAGGCUUCAAACCUACGUACUUAUACGAACUAGAAACUCUUCUAAAGAGCGCUUAG
Messenger RNA from Eremothecium gossypii ATCC 10895, 1911 nucleotides. RefSeq names its product mRNA splicing protein SPP382 (gene SPP382). Gene Ontology annotation, molecular function: nucleic acid binding. Bases 1 to 1911 code for a protein of 636 amino acids. Lineage: Eukaryota; Fungi; Ascomycota; Saccharomycetes; Saccharomycetales; Saccharomycetaceae. Gene Ontology annotation, biological process: spliceosomal complex disassembly. The transcript has a single exon. The record is from RefSeq and is marked provisional. Gene Ontology annotation, cellular component: U2-type post-mRNA release spliceosomal complex.